This is a messenger RNA of Elephantulus edwardii (Cape elephant shrew), 1542 nucleotides long. It is a transcript of the gene TIAL1, whose product is annotated as TIA1 cytotoxic granule-associated RNA binding protein-like 1. Gene Ontology annotation, molecular function: DNA binding; mRNA binding. The transcript has 12 exons. The record is from RefSeq and is a predicted model, not a curated record. The coding region runs from base 186 to 1313 and encodes 375 amino acids. NCBI's taxonomy places the organism in Eukaryota, Metazoa, Chordata, Mammalia, Macroscelidea, Macroscelididae.
CUCCUCCUGCUCCUCCCGGUAGGAGCGCCGCGUCCGGAGCGGGCUGGGGGGGAAAAAACCCGAGAGCCUGGUUCGGUGCCUUUUCCUCUGACCCCGGCCGGCACCCCCCUCCCCUUCCUCCCCGCCCCUUCCCCUCCCCGACCCUGCCCUCCCCCUUGUCCCGGGAUCACGCUGUCGCACCCACCAUGAUGGAAGACGACGGGCAGCCCCGGACUCUAUAUGUAGGAAACCUAUCCAGAGAUGUUACAGAAGUCCUCAUUCUUCAGUUAUUUAGUCAGAUUGGACCCUGCAAAAGCUGUAAAAUGAUAACAGAGCAUACAAGCAAUGACCCAUAUUGCUUUGUGGAAUUUUAUGAACACAGGGAUGCAGCUGCUGCAUUAGCGGCUAUGAAUGGGAGAAAAAUUUUGGGAAAGGAGGUCAAAGUAAACUGGGCAACAACACCAAGUAGCCAGAAAAAAGAUACUUCCAAUCACUUCCAUGUAUUUGUUGGGGAUCUGAGUCCAGAAAUAACAACAGAAGAUAUCAAAUCAGCAUUUGCCCCUUUUGGUAAAAUAUCGGAUGCCCGAGUAGUUAAGGACAUGGCAACUGGCAAGUCCAAAGGCUAUGGUUUUGUAUCUUUUUAUAACAAACUGGAUGCAGAGAAUGCAAUCGUGCACAUGGGAGGCCAGUGGUUGGGUGGCCGGCAGAUCCGCACUAACUGGGCCACUCGGAAACCCCCUGCCCCAAAGAGCACACAAGAAAACAACACUAAACAGUUGCGAUUUGAAGAUGUAGUAAAUCAGUCAAGUCCAAAAAAUUGUACUGUCUACUGUGGAGGAAUUGCUUCUGGGUUAACAGAUCAGCUUAUGAGACAGACAUUCUCACCAUUUGGACAAAUUAUGGAAAUAAGAGUUUUUCCAGAGAAGGGCUAUUCAUUUGUCAGAUUUUCUACUCAUGAAAGUGCAGCCCACGCUAUCGUGUCGGUGAAUGGUACGACGAUUGAAGGGCAUGUUGUUAAAUGCUAUUGGGGUAAAGAAUCUCCUGAUAUGACUAAAAAUUUUCAACAGGUCGACUAUAGCCAGUGGGGCCAGUGGAGCCAAGUUUAUGGAAACCCACAACAGUAUGGACAGUACAUGGCAAAUGGGUGGCAAGUGCCACCCUAUGGAGUGUAUGGACAGCCAUGGAAUCAGCCAGGCUUCGGAGUAGAUCAAUCACCUUCUGCUGCGUGGAUGGGUGGAUUUGGUGCUCAGCCUCCCCAAGGACAAGCUCCUCCCCCUGUAAUACCUCCUCCUAACCAAGCUGGAUAUGGAAUGGCAAGUUACCAAACACAGUGAGCUGGGACUCUGAGCAAAAUUGUAACUCAUGAUGGGCUUCAGUUCCUUGUGACGCUAUGAAGACAUGAAAGUAGACACCGGGAAAAAGGAAAAUAUUUAUUUUAAGAAUUGAAAUGUUUGGAACCUUUAGCACAGCUUUGCUUUGGUGAUGGACACAUGUCUUCUAGUUCUGCCUUUUUAAGUUUUUGUUCAUGAUGGAUAUGAACAUGAUUUUUCUUUGUGUACAAAA